Prosopis cineraria is the source of this 551-nucleotide messenger RNA. RefSeq lists its product as uncharacterized. The transcript has 3 exons. Gene Ontology annotation, biological process: mitochondrial translation. Bases 144 to 386 code for a protein of 80 amino acids. NCBI's taxonomy places the organism in Eukaryota, Viridiplantae, Streptophyta, Magnoliopsida, Fabales, Fabaceae. The record is from RefSeq and is a predicted model, not a curated record. Gene Ontology annotation, molecular function: structural constituent of ribosome.
GUUGGAACACUCGCUGCUCGUUGGCAGAACUCUCGCCGUAGUCUCUCUAUUGCUCACUUGUCUCUACUCUCUCGCCUCUCUCGCUCUGUCUCUCACUGCUCGCCGGUCCUUGUCCUCGCCACUCUUUCACCGCUCUCAGGAUAAUGGGGCGGAAAGCUGGUGGACUUUACAUUAACCCUAAGAGAUAUGGUUCACUUCAUAAACCUUGCAUGAAGGAAAUGAUGACUUUUCUCAGCUGUAUGGCUGUUAACCAAGCCAACAGUGAUGUGUGUACUCGACAGAAGGAUUUAUUAAAAACCUGUUUGGAUUCACAGAGUAAAAAGAAUAGAAACGCCUGGGGAAGUGUCAAUUAUCAGCUGCAGAGGCUUAACCGGGGAAGGAAGUAAUCUGACAUUGUCUAAUUUAAAACAUUUGUAUGAUUCAAGUUCAGGAAUUCCCAACAUAGCAUUUUGGUGCCAGUUUGUUUGUCAAGCUAGAAGAACAGCUCGUACUGUGUCUUUAUUUAUUUAUUUUUUUAAGUGCAAAAUCAGAUGAAUUUGUGUAAUUUUUUU